AUGAAAUUGCUUAGUCAGCAGCUUCCAAGCAUCAUUUCAAAUCUGAGUCUUCGAUAUCCCCCUGACAACUUGAAGGCAGGCAGGAAGGUUGACUACACUCUACACCACAGCGUCUUAGCGGCCUAUAAAGAAAGACAUCAGUUUGCAGCAGACCAGUUUUGUUUUCUGCCCAGCGUUAACCCAGGAAUUUUACCACUCACCCCGGCUGGGCUGCGCGGCCGCCCUUCCGCCGGGCCCGCGCUCACCCCUCGCGUCCGGGUCGCCCUGGUCGCGGUCCUCGCAUCCUCCCCGGGGUCCGCCGCCCCUCCGCGGGCCUUCCCAUCCUGCCUCCCCUCCUUGGAGCCGGCCGCUCCUCUUGAGCCGCGGCACUCGCGCAUCUCGCGGCUCCUCCGCAGCCGCCGCUCGGCUGCAGAGGCCAGCGCUCCACCCCGAAUGAUCCCGUGGCGGUUUGCGGGGCUGUGCUGUUCCAGCUCCCGCAGGGCGAGCCCUCCGGCGUGGGGCCCGGCCCUGGAGUGUGGCUGUGAGCCCCAAGAGACCUGCAGACCUCUUCAGACCACCGUGUAUCUUUCAGGACAGGAUUUCUGCGGACAGCAUUUGGAGUGUCUCCCGCCAAAAGCAAAACACUCGGGACGACAGAAGCUUAACUCUGCUCUUACCCCCAGCAGAGCUUCAGAAGUUCCUCAACUGUGAAUCAUUGUGAUGGUGUACAGCAGGAAUGGCCUCAUCUGGAAACCCUCUUGGUCCAGGCUGGGUUGUGAGGCACGUUCAACUCCUCAGAGACUAAUAGUAAGGAACGCAAAGAGUAGUUUCAUCAUGUGA
This is a messenger RNA of Balaenoptera musculus (blue whale), 819 nucleotides long. RefSeq lists its product as uncharacterized. The transcript is spliced from 4 exons. Bases 1 to 690 code for a protein of 229 amino acids. NCBI's taxonomy places the organism in Eukaryota, Metazoa, Chordata, Mammalia, Artiodactyla, Balaenopteridae. The record is from RefSeq and is a predicted model, not a curated record.